Pseudomassariella vexata is the source of this 3613-nucleotide messenger RNA. RefSeq lists its product as uncharacterized. Gene Ontology annotation, molecular function: ATP binding; protein serine/threonine kinase activity. Gene Ontology annotation, biological process: peptidyl-serine phosphorylation; peptidyl-threonine phosphorylation. The coding region runs from base 252 to 3524 and encodes 1090 amino acids. The record is from RefSeq and is a predicted model, not a curated record. Lineage: Eukaryota; Fungi; Ascomycota; Sordariomycetes; Amphisphaeriales; Pseudomassariaceae. The transcript has 3 exons.
CUCCGAAAAAAAAUGGCGGAGACUGAACUGCAGCUCCUGUGAGCUUCCCUGCAGUUUCACGCAGCACAUGCGGGCUGGCUGGGGUGUCGGUCACCAAGUUGGAGAUUUCAUGUUCAAUGGUCAGGCUGAACCCCUCCUGGUACGCGAGUUGUUGGAGGUUCUCAACUUCCAAAUGCAAUUCACAUAAGGCGGUCAUGGCCGCCAAGUGGUUCCAUGUCGAAUAGGAGCAGAUUCAGCCGCCGUAUUUUCCAAUGUCGCAAUCCCAGAGAGCCGUAGUCCUCGAGUCUGCCCAAGGCCUUCCAUCACUUCCUCUCGAUGAACAAAUAAUUCCACACGACACACGCUCAAUUGAUAGUUGGGAUUCGUCCAUUUCACCGACGAGGUCAUGUCCGCCUUGGACGAAUCCAACGUUUCGAUUUUCACAGGCUUCAAUCCCCUCGAUUGUCGGAAACCAGUUCACUUCGACCGAUCUGGGAAGCUCAGGUCUCCGCCGGCGCCCCGAAACUCCUCCGAGGUCAACGCUGCCCAUACCAAGCCCAAGGAGCACUCAGACACCUGCACAAAAUGGUGAUUAUUCACCUAGUCUAGCCUCUGAGAGUGGGCAAUCCGACUUUUUGACCAUUAAAACCAUUGAACACCUGGGCUUCGGUGCUCCGUGGCCACACAGGCUGCAUACGCAAGAUUCAAGAGAGUCUUCACGGUCGGACACGACCGAAAGUGACGCUGAAGGCUUGGGAAAUGAAGCCUCAUAUCAAAAUAUUCCUGAUGCUGCGCCCUGGGCCAUAACCAACAGUGACCUCAUCGAUGUUGACAAGAAGGCCCGUUCGUCCCAACCGUGGUCCCAGCCGUGCUCACACCCUAGUAUCGAGGAGUUCACAAGAUGUCUGGAUGAUGAAACAGAGUUGGAGCAAAUGACUGCCGAAGACAUCGGGGAUAAGCUGCGAAACGCAUACGUGGAAUCCAAACACAGAUCAACUGAUGGCUAUUUCGUGCCAGACGAUAAGUUGCAUGCCAUCCUCGAUUCCUCCGUGGUGAGGCAUCUCCUCCGCCAGUCAUUUCCCUCUGAAACGGACCAGCAAUUGGAUAUCAAGACUCAGGAAAUAUGCAGCGACCAGUACAUCUCUAGCCGAUGGAGGAUCUUUGCCAUCUUGGUCUUGAUUGGGAAUGUACACUACAUCAACGACUUUAUCGACAACCACAUCAGUGAUAGCCACCUUCCGCUGAGGCAGCAGAAGACCCAUUGGAAGAAAACUAGACGGAAUCCUUUCCUGGCGAGGGAAGACAGGAAAGAUGGCCCUGUGCGCACUUGUUUUAGCCAGUGGCGCCCCGAGCAUAUGGAUGCCUUCUGCAGAAGCCAGUACGAAAUUAUGGCGCCACUUCUUGACAUCGGCUGCGAAAAAGUUUACUUCUACAAGAUGGACGACAAGGUUAUCCUCCCUUUCCUGGGGUGGAACCGCAAAAUCAGCGGUGGCUACGGGACAGUCUGGAAAGUCAAAAUCCACGCAGCACAUCACAACUUCACUUGUUCGCAACAUGCACAAGCUCAGUUUCCAUACCUUUCACUCGGAGAAUACUUUUCUAACGGAUUGGAACAUAACAACAACCUUUUCUUUGCCGUCAAAGAAAUCCAUUCCGAAAACUACGAGGGAUACCGCGAUGAAGUGAGAGUCCUCGAAAGGUUUAGUGGGCCAAACAAGGGCCACCUCCACCUCAUUCGACUUCUGAUGGCCUUUCAACACGGCUCGAAAUAUUAUCUACUUUUCCCUUGGGCCAACGGAAACCUCGUCGACAUGUGGAAGUCUACCCGACUGAAUCCUCACGACUCGCAAAAUGUCCAAUGGCUCAUGGAACAAUGCCUCGGGAUAGUCGACGGGUUGGAAAAGAUCCACCAUCACAGAUCAUGGCAUAAAGACAAAGGGCCCGGCACCAGCGAUACCUCAGAGACGGUAUGGGAGAAAGAUAGGGGUACCCACGGCGACAUCAAACCCGAGAACAUAUUGUGCUUCAACUCUCCGGGAAAGCCCAGUCAUCUCGUCAUAUCCGAUUUCGGCUUGACCCGGUUCCAUUCGCGCAACUCCGUCUCCAACAUCGCUGUUGAGCUGGUCGGCGGCUUCUCUCGCACGUACCGCCCUCCGGAGUUCGACAUGCACACCCCGAUAUCUCGGAAAUACGAUAUUUGGAGCCUUGGCUGUUUGUUCCUCGAGUUUGUCACGUGGUUUCUUCUUGGCUACCAAGCGACUCGUGGAACUUUCCAAGACGAGCGCUUGCGAGACGACAAUCCCACCGUUCCUGCAUUCGAGGACGACAAAUUCUUCAACUUGACGCCCGCGCCGACGGGUCAGGGUCACUAUAUCGCAUCCGUGAAGGAAUCUGUACGGAAUUGGAUCAACCACCUUCGUGGCCUAGAUAACUGCUCCGACAGCGUGGCAGAUUUCCUAUAUUUGAUUCAAAAACAUCUUCUCGUUCCCGUAGUCGAUAGUCGCUGGAAGACUGACAGGAUCCGUUGCCGUUUAAGGGAGAUCCGUGACGAGUGCCUCAGGCGUGAGCAAUAUUGUGUCAACCGGACACACUCGUCACAGCCGCCUGAAAAUUCGACUUACGCACAACCGAUCGUGGGGCAGUUAAGAGAGGUAUCCACUCUAGCAAAUGUCCCAGAAGAUCCCGAUCUUGAGCUUUCCGGCGAUGGGGAAGAGGACGGCAUUCAGCUCAUUUUGGAUCUAAUGGAGAAGGAAGGAAAUGUAGUGAAUCAAACUACGUUCAGCUCCAACAGGACACCAGAACUGACUCCGGAGAAUACCAAGGUAUCCCAAGCUGUCGGGGGGCAUAACGAGAGACAAACGCAAUUGACAACCAAACACUCCCAAGGACUCGCCCAAGCUGAGGAGAACUACCAACUGUUGGGUACACCCCAAGCGCAUCACGAUAAUUCUCGAAAUGUUGCGCCUCGAUCACUUCCUCCAUUCCAAGGCCAGGAGACCACACUGAUGAACUUCGACACGCUGUUUUCGACCCAAAUGUCGCACGAGGAUAGGUUGUCAUCAGCAACGACGACAACGCCAGUGAUGACGGCACAGAACAGCAACGAAGGCCUCAGAUCCUUGAAAUAUUAUGAGGACCCCGCAAGGCACUUUUGCUUAGGUCAUGCGACUUAUGACAAGGAAGAUAGGGGCUCGGAUUUGCACCACGCCGGCGAUGGAUCAUUCCAUGGCUCUCAGGCCGACCAAACUCAACUAGUGCAGCAACCCAGCAGAAGCGUGCAGACGCAGGAUCCCCCAAUCUGUAUACCACCCGCCCAGACUGUACCAAAUGAGGCAUUUCAUGACCCUCCAGCCAGACCACUUCUAAACGGGAGCAAUUCAGGGACAGAAUGUAGAUACGAGGGUCAUACAAAUAAAAACGCCGAUGCGAAUGUACAUGAAAAGCCGCAGCCGCAGCGAGAGCAGAAAAUCAAAGUCAGGAAAGCGAGGGAGUACCGGAGGUGGAUCAGAGAAAGUUUUUGUAUCUUACGCAUCCGGCGGACAUAGAGUGUCAUUUUAACCAUACCAGAUACCCAAAAAGGAGUUUUUAAAAAGGUACAAAAAAUACCUAACUAAUAAAAUUGUAAUAACAAGUA